AGGGCGAUUCUGCAGAGCUGCAGGACAGUUUUAUUUUCCACCGAUAUUAAAAGUUUUGUGUGCAGAGAAAAACUGAGAUUUUUUAAUUUCAGCUCGAAGUAUUUUUUUUAGAAAUGAAGUGAUCUGGAUCAAACUGGAUCCAUCAGCAGGUUCAAUUAUAAAUUAUCUGCAGAUUCCGCGUUUCCGGUCUAACAAUCGGUCUGUCAGAAUGAAAACCAGAACCAAACGGAACCACAUCAGCUCCCAGCACGCCGAGCCGGACUGGACCCGGACCGACCUGCAGCCCGUCGGUCGGACUCACCUGGUCGCCUGUCUCUCUCUCUCUCCGGGUCUCUGCUGAACCGGUCCGGGACCCACUGUGAUCAGGGACACGUGGAGAUCCUGAAGUCUCCGUUUCUUCGUCUUUUUUUUUUUUUUUUUUUUUUUUUUACCGGGCUCGAGCAGGAACUGCCGUGUUUUCCUCUGACGUCACGUGAUCGUCACAACCAAUCAGAAGUGGGAGGGUCGGUCACAUGAGUCGGGUGUGUUUCCGGGUCUGGUCUGCAGCAGCAGGGACUCUGCGGGACCAAAAGAGACCAGAGACCGGAUCCGAUCAGGACUGAUCCAUGAUGUUGAUCGGUGACUGACUGCAGAGCGCGAGAUCCGAACACCUGAGUGACGUCAUGUCCAAACAAAGAGGCUCCGCUAAAACUCUGAUCAUCACAGACGAUGAGCAGCUGGAGGCCGACGAGCUGAACCCGUUUUCCUUCAGAGAGUUUCUACGCUGGAAGAACCAGGAUGAGGAUCAGGACCAGGACCAGGAGAAGACACACCUGAAGAGGCUGUUUGAGGUCGGGACCGUGACCUUUGACCCCGAGGUCAGGAGCUGCUUCUACUCUGAGCCCUCUGUGACAUCACAGGAGGAGGAAGACGAAUGGGGGCGGAGCUUCCAGUCAGGAGUGGACAGCACCUCCUCCCUCUGCACCGAGGAGGAGGAAGAGGAUGAAGAGGAGGAGGAGACCAGGUUCUCCUCAAAACCUGAAGUACAGCAGGGAGCAGCAGGUGAAGCAGCAGCAGCAGGAGGAGGAGCAGCAGGAGGAGCAGCAGGAGGAGGAGGAGCAGCAGCAGGAGGAGCAGCAGCAGGAGGAACAGGAGGAGAGAACUAUGAAGGAGACGAUGAAACGUCCCUAGCGGAGCCGGUCAGCUCCUGCAGGAGGAAGAGCAGCAGGAGUCAAAUGCAGCAGCUGCAGCAGGAGAACCAGUCUCUCAGGAGGUCUCUCAGGGAUCUUCAGAGGAAAUCAGCAGCCAAUGAGAACAGGGUGGCGGAGCUGUGGGAGGAGCUACAGCAGAGGAGGCGUCAGGAGGAGAAGGAGGCGCAGGACCUGGAGAGCAUGGUCCACUCAGUGGAGACGAACCUGCAGCUGAUGACGAAGCGAGCAGUGAGAGCAGAGGGGUGUGUCUCCAGAUUGAAGGCGGAGCUUCAGCAGCUGCAGCUGGAGGCGGAGUCUCUGCGAUCGGAGAACGGCAGUCUGAAGGCAGCAGAGUCUGAGGUCGUCAUGACGAUGAGACACAACGCUCAGAUGGCGUCUGAGUACCUGAACAAGACGGCGAGCCACGCCCACUCCUCCCUCCGCCAGCUGUUGGGGGACGCGGAGACACUCUGUCUCGUGUCUCAGCUGCUUCAGUCCAUCGAUAAGAUUUCCAGUCUGGACUCAGAGUCCUGAGGAUGGACAGAGGAUGGUGUGGUUGUCAUGGAAACAGUCCUGACAGAAUAAAACGGUUAAGUCACGUGAGGUCACGGUCAGGCGCUUUAUUUUGAAAGUGAAGAUGACAUCACAGCAGCUGGACAGAUCCUGGCUGCCGAUUGGUCGGUUUGUUGGACAUCAGACUGAAGACACAAGUUUAUUUUUAAUUGAAAAUUUUAAUAAUACCGUAAUUGAAUCAGCAUUUUAUUCACAGUUAGCUUAGCUUAGCAUAAAGACGGAGAAUAUGUUUCAUCUGAACAAAAAACUGACGUAAAAAUAAACAUUUGAAGUUCCAUUAUUAUAUUUAGUUUAUGAUUUUAUUUAGGGACCAGAGUUAUUGUUUAACAGUCAGCUAAUGUGUAUUGAUAACUGUUUGUGCCAAAUAAUGUUCAUGAAGAGAAAUAUUUUAUUCUUCUGUUUCUGAUAAAUAAACAAUAAAUGUAUACUCUU
Messenger RNA from Centropristis striata (black sea bass), 2174 nucleotides. It is a transcript of the gene entr1, whose product is annotated as endosome associated trafficking regulator 1. Gene Ontology annotation, cellular component: midbody; centrosome; early endosome. The record is from RefSeq and is a predicted model, not a curated record. Lineage: Eukaryota; Metazoa; Chordata; Actinopteri; Perciformes; Serranidae. Gene Ontology annotation, biological process: regulation of cytokinesis; positive regulation of protein localization to cilium; positive regulation of cilium assembly. The transcript has 10 exons. Bases 663 to 1703 code for a protein of 346 amino acids.